AAACAUUACUGGCGGGCCGCGAGGUGCUGUGUGUGCCGCUACACAAUGUAUAAAGUAUAUAGACACUGUGGCAAGUCUGGUCAAUUAUCAAGAUACAUACUACAGUCCAGAUAUGUGUCAACUACUACUCAACUCCGUGAUAAAGUUGAAACACGUGCGGUUUUAUCCAAUGGGCGGACGUUACACAUUGAAACUGGAGGCUAUGCUCGUUUAGCAGAUGGUGCUGCAGUUGCUACUCUAGGAGACACUUCCGUUCUUAUCACUGCUGUGAGCAAACCUCGGUCUGGUCCCUCUCCAGGGUUUAUGCCUCUUACUGUGGAUUAUCGUCAAAAAUAUGCUGCUGCAGGCCGGAUACCUUCAAAUUACUUCCGCAGGGAGCUUGCACCAACUGAUAAAGAGAUUCUUACCAGUAGGAUUAUUGAUCGCUCGGUUCGUCCAUUGUUUCCUGUUGGCUACUGCGGUGAUACACAGCUUUCAUGUCAGCUUCUUGCAGUGGAUGGCCUUUAUGAUCCGGAUGUUGUUAGCAUCAAUGCAGCAUCAGCAGCACUUGCAGUAUCAGAUAUCCCAUGGAUGGGACCAGUUGGAUCAGUGCGCAUGGGAUUAGUUGAUGGAGAAGUAAUUAUUCAACCAACUCGACGAGAAUUGUCCAAGAGUUCACUCAAUCUUGUUGUGAGUGGAGCUGAAAAUAAGCUUAUAGUAAUGCUGGAAGGUGGGGGAAGUAAUGUUCUUCAACAAGACCUUAUGAAGGCCAUCAAAAUGGGUGUGAAAGAAUGCCAGCUUGUAAUUAAAGCUAUUCAAGAACUGGCUAAAACAGCUGGCAAAACAAAGCGGAGCUUUACUAAUUCCCUCCAUGUCCCAGAAGAAAUGUUACAAGCUGCUAGAACCCUGAGUGAGAUGCGCUUACGUAGUAUUUUCACAGACUUCUCACAUGACAAGUUUUCAAGAGACAAUGCUGUUAAUGUCCUAAAAUCAGAUGUCAUGCAGAAGCUGAUAGAAGGAUUUCCCGAUGUUGAUUCACAGUUAGCACAUUUAGCUUUUAGUCAAAUUACAAAAACUGUCUUUAGGAAUCUUAUUUUAGAUGAUAAUAUCAGGUGUGAUGGCAGAGGUCUGCUCGAUUUGCGACCCAUAAGUUGUGGAGUAGAUCUGUAUCGUCCCCUGCAUGGGUCCUCACUCUUUCAGCGAGGUCAGACACAAGUACAAUGCACUGUUGCUUUUGAUGCCCAUGAAAACAUUCCCAAGCUAGAUCCUUUGUUAGAAGCUACUGGUGGCCAUCGGGAUCGAAACUUCAUUCUGCAUUACACAUUCCCCUCUUUUGCGACAAAUGAAGUAGCAAGAAGUGGUCCAAUCUCUCGACGUGAGGUAGGCCAUGGAGCUUUGGCCGAGAAGGCUCUGAGACCUCUCUUGCCUUCUUACUUCCCCUUUGCAAUACUUCUCACAUCAACUGUACUGGAAUCCAAUGGGUCAUCUUCUAUGGCAACUGUGUGUGGUGGAAGUCUGGCCCUAAUGGAUGCAGGUGUCAACAUAUCUGCGCCAGCAGCUGGGAUUGCAAUUGGCUUGGUCACACGCUAUGAUGACAGUAAUAAGCUCCAAGAUUAUAAGAUUUUGACUGACAUCUUGGGUAUUGAAGACUAUAUGGGAGAUAUGGACUUCAAGCUAGCUGGGACCUCUAAAGGCAUAACUGCUCUUCAGGCAGAUGUGAAAGUUCCAGGAAUUCCCUUGAAAGUGGUGAUGGAAGCCAUACAACAAGCUACAGAUGGAAAAGGGAAUGUUCUCACUAUCAUGGGGGACACAAUUGCUCACCCACGUGAAAACAAGAAAGAGACCAUGCCUGUGCUGGAAAAGAUAGCUGUACCAGCCCACAAGAGAAGCAAAGUUAUGGGUCCUGGUGGCAUGCACAUUCGAAGAGUCCAGUCUGAGACUGGAGUUCAGCUGACAUGGCAGGAGGAUGGUAUACUCUCAGUCUUUGCACCAAAUCUGUCAGCGAUGGAGGAAGCAAAAGAGGCCCUUACUGAACUGCUCAGUGAUCGAGAACCCACUUUAGAGUUUGGCGGUAUUUACACUUCUACAGUUGUUGAACUUCGUCCGCAAGGUGUUAUGGUGACACUCUAUGAUGACAUGCCACCAGUUUUACUUCACAAUUCACAGUUGGAUACAAGAAAAGUACAUCAUCCUAGUGCACUUGGCAUUGAAGUUGGCCAGCAACUUAAAGUGAAGUAUUUUGGACGUGACCCAGCAUCAGGUCAGAUGAGAUUGUCUAGAAGAGCACUACAAGCUUCCGCUGCUGCUGUAAAAAAUCUUCAUAAAGCAGAGCCUGUAUGAGUUGUAGUUAAAAUAAUAAAAAGCUGUAAAUAUAUA
This is a messenger RNA of Procambarus clarkii (red swamp crayfish), 2355 nucleotides long. RefSeq names its product polyribonucleotide nucleotidyltransferase 1 (gene PNPase). The record is from RefSeq and is a predicted model, not a curated record. Gene Ontology annotation, molecular function: 3'-5'-RNA exonuclease activity; polyribonucleotide nucleotidyltransferase activity; RNA binding. NCBI's taxonomy places the organism in Eukaryota, Metazoa, Arthropoda, Malacostraca, Decapoda, Cambaridae. Gene Ontology annotation, biological process: mitochondrial RNA 3'-end processing; mitochondrial mRNA catabolic process. Gene Ontology annotation, cellular component: cytosol; mitochondrion.